UUUCUUCAUCUGUUCUGUGUUACUAUAACCUCAAUAAAUAUUAACAUUCAAAACAUUAAGAUAAAAUGAAGAAGUGCAUUAUUUGCAAGGUACAAGAUGGUAUAUACAAAUGUCCAACAUGUUUAAUCUAUUACUGCAGUGUAGUUUGCUGCAAGAAACAUCGAGAGUCAAACUGUGAAGUUAAUUCAGUUCCACCGGUGGAGGAUGUGAAUAGACAAGAUUUUAUUACGAAUGAUACAGUACCUGAAGACAAGCUGCUUUUGCUGAAAGGCAACGAAGAGCUGAAAGAUAUGCUUAAAAAUAAGCAUUUGAGAGAUCUGUUAGUAGCCGUAGAUAAUUCGAAGGAUGCUGAAGCUGUUAUGUCAAAGGCAAUGUUGGAGCCAAUAUUUGUUGAAUUCGCUGAUGAAUGUUUGAAAGUUGUCGAGCCACAAGAAGAUUAAAUCAAGCUGUAAUAUUUAAAUUUUGUAAGAUAUUAAUAAAUAAGCAAAG
Messenger RNA from Nicrophorus vespilloides, 489 nucleotides. Its product is annotated as zinc finger HIT domain-containing protein 3. The transcript is spliced from 2 exons. Lineage: Eukaryota; Metazoa; Arthropoda; Insecta; Coleoptera; Silphidae. Gene Ontology annotation, cellular component: pre-snoRNP complex; nucleus. The record is from RefSeq and is a predicted model, not a curated record. Bases 66 to 440 code for a protein of 124 amino acids. Gene Ontology annotation, molecular function: protein binding. Gene Ontology annotation, biological process: snoRNA localization; maturation of LSU-rRNA from tricistronic rRNA transcript (SSU-rRNA, 5.8S rRNA, LSU-rRNA); box C/D snoRNP assembly.